GUAUAAAAAUACAUCACUGCAGUUGUCAAAUAAGUUUAUAUUUAUUGUCCAGUGACAUGUAUUGACAGAUGUGUCAGAAACAUAAAAUACAAUAGUUUUAUUAAUUAAUUAGUGUUAAAUCAAUUCAAAAUGGCGGAUUAUUGGAAAAGUCAGGACAGAAAGUACUGUGAUUUUUGUAAAUGUUGGUUAUCAGAUAACAAAGCGAGUAUAGAGUUUCAUGAAAAAGGAAAAAAACAUAAAGAAAAUGUUGCAAAAAGGCUCAAAACUAUCACUAAAAAAAGUAUUCAAGAAAGGAAAAAAGCGGAUAAAAUAGAUGAAGCUAUCGCAAAAAUGGAACAAGCUGGAAUGGAAGCUUAUCAAAAAGAUGUAGAAAGCAGUGCUGCAGAUUUAAUGGCAAAAACGAUCAAGGAAACAUUGAUUAAACACAAUUUAUUAUUAUCAGAUAAUAGCGAGGCUUCUUCAUCGAAAAAACGGACACCUUGGUAUGAGACCAAAACUUUGGAUGGAAAAAUUUAUUAUUGGAACACUGAAACAAAUCAAUCAAUAUGGGAUGAACCACCUGAUGGUUUUAUAACUAUGGAGGAACAACUUAUUCUAAGAGAAAAAGAGGGUCUUGAACAGUUAAAAACGAUAGAAAAACAAAGAAAACUUGAAGCGAAACAAAAAUUAGAAGAAGAACGUUUAUUGCAAGAAGAACAACGUGCAGCAGCUGAGAGAGAAAGGUUGAAAUUAUUGAGACCAAAAGAAGAACCUCCUGAACCAACAUAUUUUGCACCAAUCAUACCAGAAGGAAAAAAUGAUCCCUACGGGAAAUGGCAGACAAUAAAAACUGAGAAAGAAGUUGAUUUGCAACUUCCAAAACAAGAAUUCAUUGCUAUUCAUGUACCUGCAGCUACCAAAGAGCCAGUUACUCGAGAAUUUAAAGAGAAGACAAUUUCGAAAUUAGAUAAAGGUGAUAAUGACGAUAGUUUUGAUCCAAAAUCAACAUUAUUCAAGAAAAGAAAAAUUUUAGGAACUAAUAAACGUAAUAUGCGACAACGUUUAGAUGAUGAUUAA
Chrysoperla carnea is the source of this 1056-nucleotide messenger RNA. RefSeq names its product WW domain-binding protein 4. The transcript has 5 exons. The record is from RefSeq and is a predicted model, not a curated record. Bases 130 to 1056 code for a protein of 308 amino acids. Gene Ontology annotation, molecular function: zinc ion binding; RNA binding; protein binding. Gene Ontology annotation, biological process: mRNA splicing, via spliceosome. Lineage: Eukaryota; Metazoa; Arthropoda; Insecta; Neuroptera; Chrysopidae. Gene Ontology annotation, cellular component: nucleus; precatalytic spliceosome.